AUGGCUAGGGAGCUCUACAAGAAUACAACCAUGGAGCAGCUUGCGUUUUUUCAGCUGCUUAAGCGGCGCGAAAGUCAUUUAGAAGAAGGUCGCCAGAUGUCUGAAGCAGUACUGAAAAGCUUGUGGGAUACUCUAGGGGAGCUUCGCUCCUCAGCUGAAGAUAUCGAUGCUAUCCGCAAUAAAAUCGUUGACAUGAUGUCAGUUCAUAUUGAUAAGAGUAUGCAUACAGUCAAUGAUGGAAUCAUGGACAUCUUUAAACGGGGCGAGACCUUCCAAGUGGUCAUGUUUUCGAAGAUCAACUCCGCGGUGGAGACUGCCAUUCAAACUCAAACUAUGUCAUUACAAACUCUCAUUCCAUCUCUGGCCGAGAUCAUGAGCGCAAGAUUAAACCAUGUUCUCGAUGAUGUGGCAGAGCGGCAGAGAAGUAUUUCCGACAUCGCUGACAUUGCCCAUACUCGCUUGAUGUCAAUUGGGCGCGAGCUCGGGAUUGCUCAGCAGGCAAGUCAAGCCGCCAUGCCGUCAAUCGUACAGCUUGAGUCCACAGUGUCGCGCGCUUCCGUCCAACUCGAGAAGCAGACCGAACAGGCGGAAGUUGCUCAUUUCUUGCAGCUCGAGGCCGCCCGCUCUGCGGCCGAGUUGGCGGAGACGCUGGCUGACUUGACUUCGUUGACGCAGCUUGAGAUGCAGAAUAUCACUCACACAGCAGCUACAUUUCAAGAACAACUGCGCGCGCCAAGUCCAGGAGAUCUAGAGUAUUAUUGGUCGUCGUGGUGGAAGCCGAGCGUAUUUUAUCUAUUCCAGGUUGUCUUGCAAGUCGAUCCGACGUACCUGGAUGCCUUCGUGCAAUUGCGCAUUGUGCGCAUAUUAGUCUUGUUCGUCAGGAUUAUUUGGUGGAUUAUGCACAGUAGCGUGUCGCUCAUUAUGAGCAUCGCAAUUAUUUUGAUAUCAAUAGAACGACGCGUGCGUGGGAUGUAUAACUCCCCCAAGCAAGGCACGAGACGCUCGUUUCAGGACCAUCCCGACCCUGUGCACCUCCAAGGACCAGGACAGCCGGAUUUUUUAUGGAUGGCUAUACUUCCUCUUCACCCCUCUCUAAAUUUGGCAGAUACGGACAUCGGGCGUCGCGGAUCCCCGAUAGGCUAUGCAAUACGGCCCAAGAUUCAGACUCGCGGCUCUGAGCGUUAG
This is a messenger RNA of Fibroporia radiculosa, 1185 nucleotides long. RefSeq lists its product as uncharacterized. The transcript is spliced from 10 exons. The record is from RefSeq and is a predicted model, not a curated record. Bases 1 to 1185 code for a protein of 394 amino acids. Lineage: Eukaryota; Fungi; Basidiomycota; Agaricomycetes; Polyporales; Fibroporiaceae.